Molecule: messenger RNA, 1539 nt
Organism: Fusarium poae
Lineage: Eukaryota; Fungi; Ascomycota; Sordariomycetes; Hypocreales; Nectriaceae
Exons: 2
Coding region: 1-1539 (512 amino acids)
Biological process (GO): endocytosis; intracellular protein transport
Cellular component (GO): cytoplasmic vesicle; clathrin adaptor complex
Source: RefSeq, a predicted model, not a curated record
AUGUCGGCAACCCAUCUUCUACCCCUCUACCUAGAACAUCCCGCACCGCGACCGAAUCUUAUCUACCUACCCAACACAAGCCCCCCAACGCUUGUAUUCAACUUGACACAUGCGAACCUCUUAUUUAUUGCGACAUCGUCAACCGAGAUAGAACCGCUGCUAGUCUUCGAGUUCCUACACCGCAUAAUAGAUGCCUUUGAGGACUUCCUUGGCGCGCCGCUCCUGGCCGUCAAGAUUGAGAACAACUAUGAUAUUGUCGCACAGCUGUUAACCGAAAUGUGUGAUGCCGGCAUAAUAAGCACGACAGAACCCAAUGCUCUGCGCGAAGUGGUUGAACAGGAAGGCUGGGUUGGGAAAUUGCUGGGAAGCAUCAAUCUGCCUGGAAAAGCGCCUUUGAGCGCCAACUUUUCAAAUUCGAGUAUGUCCUCUAUUCUGCCAUCGAACUCGACCGCUUUGCCAUGGAGGAGAGCGAACGUACGACACACGUCAAAUGAGAUGUACGCAGAUAUCGUGGAGACAUUAUCUGUUACGCUCGCUCCUUCAGGAAGGCCGCUGGCAGCUUUCGCCAAUGGAACUAUCGCAUUCACUUCCAAAGUAUCAGGCGUUCCGGAUAUCACUUUGAACAUUACCAGUCCGUCUGGGAAACACAACCUUGGCAGCAUCAUGGAACUGCCUGUAUUUCAUCCUUGCGUACGACUCAAUCGAUGGAAGGAGAGACCAGGCGAGUUAAGCUUCAUUCCGCCUGAUGGAAGAUUUAUCCUGGCCGGGUACGAAGUGGACCUGCUGCCCUUUACGAGUGGGAAGAGCGGAAGCCUCAGCUCCAACAAUCUUAAGCUACCCAUUAAUAUGGAGGUCAAGACGGGAUUGGGUGCUACAGGAUCGGACUUUGAAGUUCGUCUUCAAGUCAACAAAAUUCUCGGAGCACCUUCGCCAGCAUCAUCAGGCCUAGGAAGAGGCAGCAGCGGAGGACGACUUGGAGGACCUCAUCCGGGAUCACCAGGAGCUCCUUUGAUGGAUGACCUAACCGUGACUAUUCCACUGCCAGCUGAUGUUAGGAACUUAUCUGAAAUUCGACCAAGCAAAGGUGACGCAAGUUUUAACCCAGGCGAGAAGUUCUUGGAAUGGUAUAUUCCCGCAAAGGAGCUGUCAGGCAGUACAAGCUACUUCGGUCUCAGGUGUACCGUGGUGGGACCACUGGCAGGCGAGGAUGACGAGGGGUUCGAUCCCAAUGGGUUUGGAUUUAACACCGACUACACAUUCGAUGGGCCUUAUCAAAGCGCACCCGUGGUCAAGGCUGCAGACGACCAAGAGAGCACAGGCGAUGGCAAGGACAGCAAGAAGAUCGCACAGAACAAAAUCUUGAUGCCAACAUCGGCAUCAGUGAGCUUCUCGGUCAAGGGAUGGUUGGCAAGCGGGUUGAAGGUGGAAAGCAUACAAUUGGACACGCGCAAGAGUAGGGGUCUAGGAGAGAGUGUCAAGCCGUACAAGGGAGUCAAGUACUUGACCAUAAGCAAGGGGGGUGUUGAGAUACGAUGUUAA